Messenger RNA from Closterium sp. Yama58-4, 3654 nucleotides. Lineage: Eukaryota; Viridiplantae; Streptophyta; Zygnematophyceae; Desmidiales; Closteriaceae. The record is from the annotation of a GenBank genome assembly.
AUGUCAUCGUCGCCGUGGAACGCGGGGGACGCCGAUGCGGACCCUGCCAUCAACGCGUGGUCCACGUUCGACGACAUGGUGUGGCUCGAGUUCGGCGCCGACGAUCACAUCGUCCCCGCGGAUGCCGCCAACGCCCACGGGGACUGGUCCGCGGAGAUGGGGAGCGCGGAGGAAAGGGGCGCACGGCCGGCUGGGGAAGGAUUGGGGGCAAGCGGAGACAUGCGGUCGGUUCGCGACAUGGAAACCGACGGCGCGCUCGGGGAGUGGAUGGCGGAGGCUGGGGGGCGGGACAUGGCGCAAAGGGGAGAGGAUGGCGCGCGGAAGGCGGGUAAAGGAGAAGCGGCGGACGAUUUCACGCUGCAGCAGUGCGCGGAGAGGGAGGGCGGAGUGGGGCGAUGCGGGACAGGCUACGGAUAUGGUUACGGGAUGGGUUACGGGUAUGGGGAGUUUGGUGGUGGCAUAGGGGGGGGCGGCGGGGACGAGGGCGCGGUGAUGCGCAUGAUGGACGCGCACAUGCGCGCCAACAUGGGCAUGGAUGCCCGCGGGGGCGCUAGGGGCAUGGGCAUGGGCAUGGGGAUGGGGAUGGGGAUGGGGAUGGGAAUGGGGAUGCAGCAGAGCGAGGUGCGCGACGGAGGGGGGAACGCGCGCGUUGCGGAAGACGCGGACAUGGGGGAAGAGGGGGAGGAGGAGGCGGGGGAGAGGGAGAGGACGUGCGAGGGAGGUGAGGGGGGCGCGAGUGGCGGCGGGCGGGGCGGCGAGGUGGAGGGGGUGGCGGCAGCGGAGGCGGGCGGCGCAGUGGUUUGGAGUGGCGGCGAGUCGGCGGCGGAGCAUAGCGGCCUUGCCCACCGCGCACUCGCGGCACCGGCGCUCCCUUCCAGCUGCGGGAGGAGCAUGGAGGGGCGGGCGGAGGGGGAUGCGGAGGGGAUUGCGGAGAUGGGCGGGGAGAGCGCAAGAGAGGCGACGGCGGAGGGAGAGGACGGGGCCAGAAAGAACAGUACGGGGGAGAAGGGAGGGGGAGGGGCGGUCGGCGGAGAUGCACAAGUAGGGGCGAGCGAGGGAGUGAGGGGUGAAGAGCGAGGCGCGGAGCAGGGUGGGGCGGAGUGGGCGAGGGAGAGCGUGGGCGCACACGAGGGGCGCGCAGGCGACAGGCGCGAGGGGGGCGAGGAUGGGGGCGAUGCAGAGGGGACGGGGAAGGACGAGCGCGCAGGAGGAGCAGCGGAGGCAGUGGCAGCAGCGUUGGAUGGAGGCAUGCGGAACAGUGCGAGCGAUGCGCACGUGGCGCGGCGGCGAGUGUUGGCGCGGCGGCGCAACAAGAGGGAGCAGCGCGCGCCCGCAGCAAGGAAGACCGCCCACUCCGCUGCUGCUGCUGCUGCCCCCGCCGCCCGCCCCGCCACCACCCACCCGCCCCCGCACACUCACUCGCACUCGCACUGCGCCACCCUCGCGUCCUCCUCGCCCACCGUGGCCUCCGCGCCCCCCCCUCUGCUGCGCCACUCCCUCAUCACCUCCCCCUCCGUGCACCCCCCCUCCCCUUCCGUUUCCUCGCUCCACACCGCCACCUUCCCGCGCUCUGUCCCCACGCCCUCCUCGCUCCCCGCACUGCCCUUCUUCCCCUCGCCCGCGCCCGCGCCCGCCCUGCCCGCUGCGUGCAUGCGCCCCCCCCACGUGCCCGCUGCAUUCCUCUCUCCGCCACUGCCCGCCUCGCCUGCUGCCUUCGCCGUGCUCCGCCCCCACGCACCCCCUGCUGCCCUCCUUGCAGCUCGGCAGGCUGCACUGUUGCUGCGCCCGCCUCCCCCGCCCCCACCCAAGUGGCCUGCCUAUGUGCCUGCCGCGCUCAUCCCACUGCCCGCCCACGUGCCUCUCGCCUCCUCCACCCAUGCUUCCUCCUCCACUGCCCCUCUCUCCACCUGCCCCUCCCCCUCUGUUGCCUCCACUCGCCUCUCACCCCGCGCCCUGCAACCUCCGUCCCCCGCUGCCCCGCCUGCUGCUGCAACGCCGGCUCUAGCAGCUUCUGCCCUCACUGCUGCAGCCGCUGCGGCUGUCACUGCAGGCCCAGCGGCUGCAGCAGGCGGGGCAGGCGGGGCGUGCAUGAUGACGCCAGCGGAGAAGAUAGAGAAGCUGCGGCGGCGGCAGCAGAUGAAGGCGGCGCAGAUGAAGGCAGCUCAGGUGCAGCUGGCGUUGGAGCAGCGGAAGCUGGCUCGCCUGCACCACCUGCACGCCGCACACCACGCCCACCACCUGCACGCCGCGCAACAGCUAACGCACCUCUCCCACGUGCAGCAGGUGCAGUUAGAGCAGCAGGUGGAGGUGCAGUUAGAGCAGCAGGUGGAGGCGCAGCAGCAAGUGCGGGCACAGGCGGCAUGCAGGGCGCCACAGCACACCGCUGCCAUUGCACCCGCUGCUCUGCACCCCCUCCCACCCUCCACCUCGCUACCGUUGGCUGCAGCGGCAGCAGCAACAGCAGCAGCAGGCUCAAAUGAAGCGGUUGCAGCGGCAGGGGGUGCUACAGAUGUGCGUGGUGGUGCUGGCAGUGCCACCACCGCAGGCACGCGCCCCCAGGCGUGGGCCCCGCCUGACCUCACAGCUUCUCGCCCUCUGGCCGUGGUGCUCAGCUCCAGCAACCUCGAAAGAUUCGCCACGUCAGCUUCCACGUCAGCUGCUGUAGGGGCAGGGCGAGACGGCAGUGGCGUGGUGGCAUCGCAGAGCGGAGGGGGGUGGCAGCACGAGAGAGGAGGGGCAAAAAAAAACGGGGAGGAGGGGCACGGGGAGGAGGGGUCGGUGGAGCGUGUGGUGCUGGGGCAGCUGGGCGACACCAUGAGCAAGCUGGACGUGGCCACGAGGCUGCUCAUCCGCGAUGCCUUGCUGCGCCUCGCCCACAGUGCCUCCCACCGCACCGCCGCUCCCCCCUCCCCGCCCAGCCCCCCUCCACCUCCUCACUCGCCCUCCACCCACUCCGCCCUCUCCUCCCACACCCACUCCCUCUCCCUCACAUCCCCCUCCCUCCGCCGCCACUUGUCCGAGCCUACACCUGUUGCCAACCGCCGAGCCUCGUGCACAGCUUCGGAGGCGUCGGUGGCACGGAACAGCAGUGGUGGGCAGCACUCCGCGGUGGACGCCCAUGCCGCUCCUGAGAGCAGGGGGGAGGCGGGCACGAACGCGGUGGACAGGGCCAUCGCCAAUCUGCUCUUCCACCGCCCCUCGCCGCCCGCUGCUGCCGCUGCCCCUGCCGCCACUGGGGUGCCCGCCAUGCCCCGCGCUGCUACCGCUUCAGGGGGCGUGCAGGGAGGUGCACGAGAGGCAGUGCUGGGAGGGAGGGCGGAUGGGGAAGGGCUGUGUGCAGCUCCUGCUGCCACUGCCGCCGCGCCCUGUGCUGCCAUGUCCACCCCACACUCUCACAGCGCCUUCUCACCCCGCCUCUCCCCCAUGCACAUCUCCCUGGAGGGCUGCACUGCAGCAACAGCAGCAACAACCACCACCACCACAGUACAGCUUGGGAUUGGUGGGGCGAGGGGAAGAGAGCACAAGUGUCCGAGGGGAAUAGUGGGCGGUGAAUGUGCCGUACAGUCGUGCCUGGCUGAAAGGGCCUGCUCAUCCCUUACAUUGGGUGCUCAUCUCAUGUGCUGUGAUUUGUGUAAGCCCAACAGCAUAGCCUAA